This is a messenger RNA of Argiope bruennichi, 5920 nucleotides long. RefSeq names its product dual specificity calcium/calmodulin-dependent 3',5'-cyclic nucleotide phosphodiesterase 1-like. Lineage: Eukaryota; Metazoa; Arthropoda; Arachnida; Araneae; Araneidae. Gene Ontology annotation, biological process: signal transduction. The transcript is spliced from 21 exons. The record is from RefSeq and is a predicted model, not a curated record. The coding region runs from base 196 to 3201 and encodes 1001 amino acids. Gene Ontology annotation, molecular function: 3',5'-cyclic-AMP phosphodiesterase activity.
CUCGCACGUGCUAAACGCUUUGAAAGAGACCGGCGGCUCAGAUUCUGAUUUCAUUAUCAAUCUGAAUUAGAUUGAGAUAUUUUAGGAGGAUUCAGAGAGAAUUCUCAGACGAAUUGCACAAAUUCCCCUUUCUUCUUCUUCACUUCAAUCAAUACUCUCCAAUCAUCUGGUGAAAAUGUGCUUGAAUCAUUAGCAAUGGGAGCGGUCAUCUGCACAUCGGGAAAAACAGCCAGCCGCGAACAUUCCAGCGGAAGGCAAUCCGGAAAAUCUCUGAGACGGAAAAUUACCAAGGACUCGAUUUAUGAUUCGUCAGAUUACGUCGAGUGCUCCUCGCUGAUACGUACAAAUGGGAAAGAAAGACUCCAGUUCACGAGUAAGCAUGAGAUUCAUGCAAAUAUCCCGACUCAACUGGAGCCGAAAGAGUAUAAGAUCAAGCCAUGUGGAAUUGCUAACUGCAACUGUUCUCUGUGCCAGAAAAUCGACAACUCCUCGAAAUGCGCUCCAACUCAAAGGCUUUUCAAGAACGUCUGGGGCAGGAAGCACAAGACAUAUUCUUCUGAUAGCACACUGUCUGCGACUAAAAAUAGCUCAGACAUUCCAAGUACAAAGGAAGAUUGUGACAGCGAGCCGCCAAACCAACCGCAAGCAGCUUACAAAGAAUCUGUAGUACAAACAAAUGAGGUGACUGUUGUUAAAGACAACAGUACGUCAACCACUGCUUGCUUGGAUCACCUCACGACACAUCUGUCCUUGAAUGAAAAAUGUGGUUUGUGUGAUUUUGUCGAAUCUGGCAAGCAUGAUAGAUGGAAUAGCUUGGAGGAGGAUGCCAAUCUUUUCAGAGAGGUCUCCAAGAACAUUACAAAAUGGCUGAGAACCACACCAAAAUGCAUGAAGAGAAUCGUUCUUCAUAGCGUGGAACCAGAACAGAAAAUCAGAAUUACCCUGUGGAAAGAUAAAGCUGGGGUUCAAGAAAUUCUUGUGACGGAUGGAGAUCAGCCCUGCCAAAUAAAAGUUGCAAAUCCUCCUGAAAAUGUUGAACCAACCGAGGAUGUGGAGGCGGAUGAUGAAGAAGAAGAAGAGGAAGCAGAAGCAGGCGCAUCAGGUGGUGAACCUGCUCCUCCACAAAAUGAUGCCGAAGAACCUGUUGCAGAGGAGAACUUGGAAGCCAGUGAAGAGACCGUGGAAAACGGAGGGGAAGCUGUCGUAGUCCGUCGAAUGAACCCCCGAGGAGGACAGCUGUUGAGAUCCAAAGCACAAGAAAGUGACAGUUUGGACCAAGCGGAAAAUAGACUCCCACCCGUGGACACCAUGGAAGCUUGCAACAAAGCAGCAGAAAGACUUCGCGAGCUGGCUCAUCAUCUUCAGCACGGAGAAGUUCCUGUUAAUGUUUUGCAAAAAGCCCUGCAAUACGCUGCUUGUGUUUUGGAUACUGUAUGCGUGGAUGACAGCAGUUUACCUGAACCAGAACCAACUGAAACGAACGACUCACAUUCAAGCAAGCUCAGCUCAGCUUUCAUAUCUUUUAUGAACAAUCUACCUAGACAUUUUAUUUUUAAUUAUAAAAGGUCGAAACCUCCUGAAAAUGCCAUUAGCUCCCCGGGUUCUUCCCAGUCGCCAGAGAGAACACCAGUUCACAGAAGGCAGUUCACACGACUUAUGUCAAAAAGCCGUAGAACCAUAGAUGAUGAUGAUGAAUUAUCUGAAUUUCAUCCCAAUGCGGUUCCUACCGAAGUGCGAGAAUGGCUGGCUUCAACUUUCUCAAAGAAAACUGCAACCCAAAGAAAAAGAUCUGAGGACAAACCAAGAUUCCGUUCAGUUGCUAAUGCUAUCAGAGCCGGCAUUAUGGUUGACAGAUUGUACAGACGAAUGUCCAAUUCAACAUUGUUCUACAUUCCAACUCACAUAUCAAUCUACUUGAAAGGUUUGGACGACUACUCCUUUGACGUAUUUAGCUUGAAUGAAAAAGCCAAUGGUCAAGGUUUACGUUAUUUGGCGUACGAUCUGCUCAACCGUUAUGGUCUGACUCACAAGUUCAAGAUUGCAUCAUCAACAAUGGAAAACUUCAUGUCUCAGAUACUCCAUGGUUAUGUUAGACAUAAAAACCCGUAUCAUAAUGAUCUUCAUGCUGCUGAUGUUACCCAAACCGUUCACUACAUGCUUUGCCAGCAAGGAUUAGCGAACUGGUUGUCUGACUUGGAAAUAUUUGCCGCUCUAAUUGCAGCCAUUGUUCAUGAUUUUGAGCACACAGGGACAACAAACAACUUUCAUGUUAUGUCCAGAUCCGAAACUGCAUUGCUGUACAAUGACAGAGCCGUUCUUGAAAAUCAUCAUGUAAGCACAGCCUUUCGCUUGAUGCGCGAUGACGACUGCAACAUCCUCUCUCAUCUCAGCAAAGAGGAAUAUAAGGAGUUUCGCACUUUGGUUAUAGACAUGGUCCUGGCAACAGAUAUGUCUUCUCAUUUCCAGCAGAUAAAAUCUAUCAAGUCCUUGAUCGGUCACCCUGACUUCACUCUGGACAAAUCAAAGGCUUUGUCUCUAGUACUCCACUGCUGCGACAUUAGUCAUCCCAGUAAAAUUUGGGACUUGCAUCACCGAUGGACCUUGUUGCUUAUGGAAGAAUUUUUCCUCCAAGGGGAUAAAGAACAUGAACUUGGACUCCCCUACUCUCCAUUAUGUGACCGCAACACAACUUUAAUUGCUGAAUCUCAGAUCGGUUUCAUUGAGUUUAUCGUCUCACCCAGUCUUGAAGUUUUUGGCGAUAUGUUGGAGAAAAUUGAGCAGAAGAACCAGAAUAUUCGUUCUCCACCAAUUUCAGAAACUCUUAACGAGGAACCACCCCCUGCAGACAGCAGAGGAUCAUCACCAUCACGGAAAAAAUCACAGACUCUGGCAGGAGCCUUGAUAAGUGCAGUAAAAAGAGAUAGCUCGCCGGAAGCUGCGGCUGCUGCUGCUGCUACCAGUUCACCAAAUCCACCUGAUACUGCUAACUGUUCACCGAAUUUAAGCCCCAGUACAAGCGCUCCAACAUCGCCAAAAAUUACAGCUCAGUCGAAAUCGAAGGUCAAAAGACCUUGGAUAUUCCACCUGGAAGAAAACAAGACCAAAUGGAAGGAACGAACUCACAGAGAUGCAGAAUUGCGAGCACAGCUUUCUGUUGCUCAUGACAACAAUGGCGAUGAUGUUGGAAGAGUGAUUGUGUAAAUUUCGCCAGCAGGAUAUUUACUUUCAAAAGCAGUGACUUUAUUAAUUUUCCAAUCCUUUUCUUUCUUUUUAUGCAACGCAAAUUUCAGAUGCGGUUGAUAAUGAUAUUUCACAUCAGACUAAUCCAUGCUUACUUGGGGAAUCAUCACCGGGAAGGCAUUUUUUGGGAGAUGCGGACCACAGUAUUUUACAUACCUUUUUUUUUUUUUUUUUUUUUUUUCCCCUUAGCCGAUGCUUUGAGAUUUGAUUAAUGGCUUAAGCUUGCGAAACAGCUAUCCAAUGUCUUUGGUCCUGCUCUUAAAAAUUGAUGGAAUGACACUUAAUCUUCUAAGUUCUCUCUUUCACACUCUCUUUGUCCCAAUUGUGUAAAAUUUUAUGUUGUGCUGCGUCUAACUCAUUAAAGAUGAUCUGGUAUCUCUGUCGUAGAUAUGUAGCCAAUGAAUGUUCUUAUUUCUCAGCAUAUCGUGCCCGUUUGUAUGCACUUUCUAGAAAGAUCAGAAUAUUUUUUAUGAAACCGGAAGAUUUCAUAAUACUACUGAUACGUUUACUGUCGCGACUCAUGCCUGUGAUUCUAGCCAUCUGUCUAAUUAGAUGACCUCUUCUUUAUUAUCCCUUAGUAAAGAAGAGGUAAUGUAUUUAGAAAGUAGGUACGAAUCACAGGAGAUUCACGCGGCAACCAACGUUUUAAAAUAUCUUUCUUCUUGUAAAACUUAUCAACAAAUUCAGUCAUUCGCAAAAUGACGUUUUUUAUUCCUGCCGCUCAUAACAAAGUAAUUUAAAAACCGGACUUUUCAAUGCAUUUGUAUAUUUUGUAAAAUAUGGGAUUUUACUUACAUGUAUACACUACAUAUGCAUUUAUUACACCAGCUUCUAUUAGUCCUUGAGAGUUAUGGAAUUUGAUUUUCAUGUUAAACUGUGUAUAGCAGCAUAAUGAGCUACUCUACUGAACUUAACAGAGAUACAGAUUAACAUGCUUAUGAGUCUUUUUUCUAAUGCAAUCAUGUACUAGAACAUUGUUGUGCGAUGUGAUCUUCUAUCACUUAAAGUGUUUGUAGUAUUGUCCUUUACAUUCUUCAUAUUCGUACACAUUAUACUUUUCUUCUAAACGCACCUAUUAAGAAUGUAUUCUUUAACAUAUAUUUAUUUAAUCUCAAAACAUGUAACCAUAUAAUUUUACGAAUUAAUCGAAAAUCAUUUGGUAUGCGGAAUGGGUUUUGAAUUUCAAAACAUUUUUAAUUCAAAUAUAUUCUGCAAAUUCUCACCCUCACAACAGGUUCUGUCGCUACAGACUUUGUGUCACACAUACAGUAGAAUGCAUCAAAGUGAAUUGUGGGCAAGCUUUCAGUAUUAUUGUUCUUGUGAUGGAUAUAUUGUGUGAUGUUCGUGUUAGUGUUUUAUAAAAAUAAACCACAAAAUAUAUAUAUUCGAUAGAAAAUGUGUUUUAAUUCGUAAAUAGGAAAAGUGUGAAUGUGAAUGUCAAUUAGUAUGUGGCAACUAGCUUAUCCUUAACCUGUACCCCUUCCUUUGUAUACUUAAACAUGUAGAAGCCAAUAUUAGUACAUUAGAGCUAACUUACAUGUUUCAUCUCCCCGGUGAUAUAACAAUUGAUUUCGAUUCGAAAAUAACAUAGGUGUAUAGUGCACGUAGUAGAAAUUGUAAAAUGCAUAUCACUGAUAUAAUCUAUGUGUACCGUAAAAUUUAGUUAAGAUAUUGUAAUGUUUAGUUUUGUGUGGUGUAGUAUUUAAUAUAAUUUGAUUUGUACAGAAAUUUUUCCAGUUCUUGAUUCUUCCUAAAAUAUUGACUCUUUUGUUUUUGAACAAAUCUAACGCUACUGUAUAAAAAAACUGCUUUCAAAUAUCAUGAAAAUUAUAUUUUAGAAUAUGGCAAUGAUACCUUUAAUAAGCAUCUACACAUUUUUGCCACAGCUUUUUGCCAUUUCAAUUUACAGGUUUGCCAAAGAGAAAGGCAAUGAUAGAAAUAAAACGCAGAAAGACGUCGGCCGAAUUUUCACACAAAAAGUUUACUUUGAGAAAGAUUCAUUUUUCAGCUUAGUGAAGUAUUUCUUACAUCUUUUUAAGUAUUAAAUCAAUAUACAUUGUACUCUAACCAUUUAUGUUUCAUCGUAUAUAUAUUAGAACAGUUUUGCUGAAACUUCUAACAUCUUAUACCUAUGUAUUUGGACAUAUAUUUUAAUAACAUUAAAUAUACAUUGACGGACCACAAUAACGUAAUAUUUAACUAUAUAUUAUAUUAUAUAUAUAUAUAUACCAAUAUUUUCAGAUUUCAACUAACAACCAAUCGAACUUAUUCAUGUAUCAUAACAUAAAUACUUAAAACUCGGUAAAUAAAUUUAUACGGAAAAACAAAAGUCUUCCUCUCCAAUUCACAAUCGUAAAAACUAAAUCACUUGAAAAUAAACAGGAACACUUUUUGGCAAUAGCAAUGUAAUUAUUAACAAUUUGUAAAACAAAUAUCGUGGUUAAUUAUAAGUGAUGAAAACAAAUUAAACAAUCUAAAUCACGUAAAGCUUGAAUGAGAACAAACGUUAACAGCAUUUCGCUGGAGCUAUAUAUCAGAAUGUAUAAAGGUACUUGCUAAUUCCUAAAAUUCUGGAGUGUAAUUAUUUUUAUGACAUUUAAACUGAUGUAUUGUAUUAUUUAGCUACUUAAAAAACCCUGCAUUGGCGUCAAUAUAGAUGUGAUGUACUAUUGUUUGUCUA